Xiphophorus couchianus (Monterrey platyfish) is the source of this 2783-nucleotide messenger RNA. Its product is annotated as paralemmin-2-like. Gene Ontology annotation, biological process: regulation of cell shape. The record is from RefSeq and is a predicted model, not a curated record. Gene Ontology annotation, cellular component: membrane. The transcript has 5 exons. Bases 452 to 1318 code for a protein of 288 amino acids. NCBI's taxonomy places the organism in Eukaryota, Metazoa, Chordata, Actinopteri, Cyprinodontiformes, Poeciliidae.
AAUCUUCUGAAGGCCUGACUGGAGUUUGCUCUGCCUCUCGUAUACAAAUCAAGCCAGAACAGCAGCAACCGUCACACGGAGUGGACCAGCUUGUUUACAACUCCCAAGAACGCCUUGUCUUUAGGGAGCAUGACAGCAAAAAGGGAGUUGCCGAAGUAUAAUAUCAAAACGAGGUCGUCUUCCACGACACGCACUGGUGUUUUCGCAACCGAGACCUAAUCGCUUUCACUGGACGGAGACGCGACCGAUUGAGUAGCCUCAUUUGACCGAUCCAACUGCACGGAAACAAACCAAAAGUCAAAAGACGCCUGAGGAGGACACUAUAAAGGCAGCUGCUGCCAGAAAGGAGGUCUCUUAGCAAGAAAACACAAACUGUAUCAACUCUACUGCAGUCACAAACACACAGCAACUACUGGUUACUAAAGAAAGGGUCGAUCUUUAAUCCAGUUAAAUGGCACAGCGAAUGCCUCAUGAAGCUGGUGGACAAGAUGGCCGAUUGGUCCUUGGGAUGUUGGCUGUGCAGGUGGAGAGAGACCCAAAGACGGGUGCCACCGUCAUCAAAUCAGUGGCCCCCAUCUCCUCACCUCCUGGUGCUCCGACAUCUACAACCAUCUUUGACGAUGGGAGGAAGAGCAUCCACACCGUUGGCGGUUCGGUAGGUGAACCUUCGACCGAAGAGCUUGGUGAGAUUUUGACCGUCAUUAAUGACGUCGGGAUGACGGUGCUGCUGGAUGAUGUAGCAGUGACGCCAAACAAGGCAGAGAUUACCACUGGGAAUGGAGAAAGAAACAAAAGUCAAGAUCACGUCCUGAGUUUCAUCACCCCUAAUGGCACAUCAGAGGAGGACUAUACACAGUUGGACAGCUCUGGGUAUGAAAUGGAAGCUGAGAGGAUAAAAGAGUGUGCAAGUGUAAGAAUCCCAGAUAAAGAAACCAAGAUCAUCACCAAAGACACUACAGAAAUUCUGGAAAACAUAAAGGGUCAAAGCCUGGAGGAAGAUCCAGUCACUCUUGUGUUCCUGGGUUACACUGACGACUCGCCUGAGGAGGAUCACAAUGAAGAGGACUACGAAGGCAUGCUCACUGCAGAGCGGGUCAUUAUUACCGAGGACGGCGAAGAACACGUAGUGGAGCCAGGAACCACUGCUUCACUUCAAUCAGCAAGCAAAAGAGAGCAAGAGACUCAGGAAAAGACUCGAGGCACGACCCUUCAGGAUGUUCCACUGAACGAUGACGACACAGAACCCGAAGCCCAGAGAGAAGACAGUGUUGGGAAUGACGGCAGGCAGAAGAAAUGUCGGUGUUGCUCUGUCAUGUAGAAGAUGGUAUAUUUUUAGACACAUAUUUCCCUUAAGCUCAGUCUUUAUCAAAGUGAAAGUCUGAUUUCCCCUCCUAGUGGACAGAGCACAGAGUUUCUUUUUCAGGACUCAAGCAAAAAAAAUGUGGUCAUAUAUCAGCCAAAUAAGUUCAAUACUGUAUGUUUGGGGAUUGCUGUCUGUAAUCAUGUUUUUGCCUGGAUUAACGUGUAAUUGGUCAAGUUUUAUGUUCUUGUUAGGUACAAAAACUGUGACAUCUCUUGACUAGAUGCGUCAAGAGUGCAGUCGCUACAGAGAACAAAAACAUGGUUAUGUUGCUAUGGAUACUUUGGUCUAAGUCUGCUCAUGUAGGAGGGAUUGCUGAAAAGAAUAAGGAGAUUUUAAUAUGUUGAAUUGACUUCAUUAUGCAUUAUUGGAUUAAAUUGAGGGUUUUUUAAAAUUGAAACUAUUUAAUAAUUUUGUAUAUUACGUUUCUUAUGUUUGUUGUAUAAAAAGAACACCUAGUGCCUACCCAACUCCUAACGUCUGCGCCUUUUUAAAAUAAAUACAGAACGAAUGAAUAAUCUUGAUGUAAAGUUGAAUGUGACACCUCUUAACUAGAUGUCUACUAUUAAACUGUAGUGCUAACGUAGGCGUGGUUUGAACCCUCUUAAACCUACGCGUACAAAAACGUUUAACCUUGCACUAACCUUUCAUGUUAAACAGCGCUCACCAGCAGGACAAAUAAAAACAGCUGACAGUGAUGCUCUACUCACAUUCUGAUAAGAAAUGGCAUCAAAACCCCUAAAUCCUCUCAAAUAAAUUGUUCACAUUAUUCCUAUAUUUCAUAAUGCUAUAUUCCAGAGCAAAUGCAGGUUAAAACAUGAGAAUAUCAACUUUCAAUCAUAGCUAAAGCUUCAUCUUUCAAAGAAUGGAGGAUGACCCAAAUAAAGGGACUCUGAUUAUACAUGACCAGCAAAUUUCGCUACUUUGUCAUCUACCUUUUAAUGAAAUUGAGGUAAAAAAAAAAAAAAAUUCAAUUUGAUACUGAGCUGGCAUGUUCCAUGCUUAUAGUCCAUGAAUUGCAUAUUUGAUCACCUAAUCAAGUAAUUUUUUGAUGUAAGUUGAGAAUGCUGGCAGGAUAUUAUGCACUGAUAAAUUACUGAUCAUGAAACAGGUUUUUAUCCAUCCUUAUAUCUUAAACCUAUGAACAGUUUUUAGUAAAUCAUUUUUAUGAGCCUUCUCAUUUUCAGGUGACGAACUGAACGGUGCUCCAUGAACUGGUUAAAGCUCGGGAUGUUUUGUAACCUGACCCUGCUUUAAACAGCUCCAUGACAUCAUCACUGUGUUACUUAAUGGUAACACAGUGAUGCUGCUUGUUCUCUAACCAGUGUCGCUCCUAAGAGAGGGGGAGGGGGAACCAUGGCCCCCUCUUGAAAAAUGUAAAUAUGAACAAAUAAAUAAAACCGCUUUUACUUUUUUCCUUGCA